AUGGCCGCACAAAUUGCUCAACCACACGUUCAACAUCAGUCUUCUACCCAUAUGAUGAAAACUACAAAGUCGGGAAGACCAUUCGUCAAGGAUAUUCACGAUUUAUUUUCCACGUUAAUUGUAUCAUUACCGAUGGAUAGUCAUCGACACAUGUUUCGUACCUAUCCAAAUACAUUUACCACAGAAGAGGCGGUGUUGAAUUUAAGUUCAUUGAAAUUCACACAAUCAAAUCAUAUGGCAAAGAGUGUGUGUCAGACAUUUAUGGAUGCAAAAUUAUUCGAACAUGCGAUCGAUACAUCGAAUAGGGCAUUUCGUGAUAAAAAUCUAUAUGCAUUGACAUCAAAAGGGAUAUACGUGCUGGAAAAAUUCGUGAAUCGAAAUGGAAUUAUCGCGAAUAAUUUAUCGAAAAUGUUUGCAUCACAUAUGUCGCCAAUUCGAUUAUAUUUUCUAGAAAGAAAUCCCGACAAUGAUUCAAUAUUACUGAAUAAAUCUGCGAUCGAGGCGGUGACAUCCGACUCGGCUUCUUCCAAUUCAUCAACACACGAAAAAGGUGAUCGUAACUUAGGGAUUGAAUUAAAAGAUCGGCAGCAGAAUCAUAAAACAUAUCGCCACACAUUUCAUGGACUACCCGCGUUGGAUUGGUUAUGUGAUUUUACCACCGCAAUCGCUCGUGAAGAAGCGAGCAAAAUUGCUAAUGAAUUUCUGCGUUUAGGAUUAAUUGAACCAGUUCCAGAUAAGAAAUCAGAGAAAUCACAUGAAAUAAGAUUCUCACGAAGUACUUUAUAUCAGGUGACUGAUGAAGGUAGAUAUGUAGCCGGCUGGGAUUUCGAUUUAUCGAAUAACCGUAACAAUAAUGGAACGGAGAAGAAUGAAAAGAAUGGAUUGCGUGGAAUGUUGAGUAUUGCCAAUUUAAAUAAGAGCACAGCUGCUGAUCAUGCUAAGCAUAAAAAUGAACCCUUUGAUCCAUCGACGACACCAUAUGUUCAAGGUCACAAAUCGCGUCGAAGUUCAAUAAGUGGAAAAGAUUUAUUCCCCGGAAUAAUAAAACAAGAAUCGAGUACAAAAAGACUUCAACAAAUUCUCGAAGAUCCAACGCUUUGUUCUUUAUUCAUGAAUUUUGUGAAAGCGAAUUUCUGUGAAGAGAACUUGUUAUUUUUAUUGGACGUAAAAGAGUUUAAAUCGAAAUACGGACAUCAAUUGAACGAAGCAGAACAAAAACUUUUAAUCUCUGAUGCCCUUCAAAUUUAUAACAAAUACUUGGCACCCGUUUGUCCACAUGAACUCAAUAUUGAUCAUGCUUUGAGACAACAAAUGAUACAAUACAUGACCAAUAAUAACGAAACACAACCAACAACGAUCACCCUUGAUAUAUACGAUAAAAUUGAGGAUACAAUCUUUCGAUUAAUGGCCUCGGAUUCUAUUCCAAAAUUUAUACGCACCGAGAAAUAUCUAAAUGCGGUGUACGAAAAAUCUAGCAUAGAUGGCGGAAGUAAUACGUCAUCAGUAUCAAGUUCACCUCCAACAAGUUCAUCAAAUGUAACUGUUAAUGGAAGAUCAAUUACACCUGAACCACACAAACAAAAUCAUCAACAUUUAAAAGAACCAUCGAUUGAAUCAUUAGAUGGCAGCACC
Molecule: messenger RNA, 1632 nt
Organism: Ambispora leptoticha
Lineage: Eukaryota; Fungi; Glomeromycota; Glomeromycetes; Archaeosporales; Ambisporaceae
Source: the annotation of a GenBank genome assembly